CUUUCAAACCUCGAUCGUUCUCGAAAGAGAGCCCUUCACUUCCCCUUCUCCGCCGCCGCCGCAUCUCUGUAGAUCUCUUUCACUCUCUCCAUUCUCUGGGGAAGCGGAGGAGAAGCAGCAGCCAUGGCGUUGGCCUUCGAUGAGUAUGGCAGGCCCUUCAUCAUCCUCAAGGAGCAGGAGCAGAAGUCCCGCCUCCGUGGCCUCGAUGCGCAGAAGGCUAACAUCUCCGCCGGACGCGCCGUCGCUCGGAUCCUACGCACUUCUCUAGGCCCUAAGGGCAUGGACAAGAUGCUUCAGAGCCCCGAUGGCGAUGUUGUCAUCACGAAUGAUGGAGCGACGAUACUGGAACAAAUGGACGUGGACAACCAGAUCGCGAAGCUGAUGGUGGAGUUGUCCCGAAGCCAAGACUAUGAGAUUGGUGAUGGCACCACUGGCGUCGUUGUGAUGGCUGGCGCAUUGCUGGAGCAGGCUGAGAAGUUGCUGGAGCGUGGGAUUCAUCCAAUUAGGGUUGCUGAAGGGUAUGAGGUGGCGUCCAGGAUCGCUGUAGAUCAUUUGGAGCGGAUCGCGCACAAGUUUGAUUUCAGUGAGGCGAAUAUUGAGCCUCUAGUGCAGACUUGCAUGACUACACUGUCUUCAAAGAUAGUUAACCGUUGCAAGCGCGCUUUGGCUGAGAUUGCUGUUAAAGCUGUUCUAGCUGUUGCGGAUUUAGAGAGGAAGGAUGUGAAUUUGGACUUGAUAAAGGUAGAAGGGAAGGUGGGAGGAAAAUUGGAAGACACAGAACUUAUCUAUGGAAUUGUUGUCGACAAGGAUAUGAGCCAUCCACAAAUGCCAAAAAGAAUUGAAGAUGCUAAAAUAGCUAUCUUGACUUGCCCAUUUGAGCCACCCAAACCAAAGACAAAACAUAAGGUUGACAUUGAUACUGUGGAGAAGUUCCAGACAUUACGUGAACAGGAACAAAAGUACUUUGAUGACAUGGUCCAGAAGUGCAAGGAUGUUGGUGCGACCCUAGUUAUCUGCCAAUGGGGAUUUGACGAUGAAGCUAAUCAUUUGCUGAUGCAUCGGAAUCUACCUGCUGUUAGAUGGGUUGGUGGUGUGGAACUGGAAUUGAUUGCAAUAGCAACAGGUGGAAGGAUUGUUCCAAGGUUCCAAGAACUAACCCCUGAAAAGCUGGGGAGGGCUGGUCUGGUCAGAGAAAAAUCUUUUGGAACUACAAAAGAUAGAAUGCUAUACAUUGAGCAAUGUGCAAACUCAAAGGCUGUUACAAUAUUCAUUCGUGGUGGAAACAAAAUGAUGAUCGAGGAAACCAAGCGUAGCCUCCAUGAUGCUCUAUGUGUGGCAAGAAAUUUAAUCCGUAACAAUUCGAUUGUUUAUGGUGGUGGAUCUGCUGAGAUAUCUUGUUCAAUUGCCGUUGAAGCUGCAGCUGAUAGAUAUCCUGGUGUUGAGCAGUAUGCGAUUAGGUCCUUUGCUGAUGCACUAGAUUCAAUUCCAUUGGCUCUGGCUGAGAAUAGUGGCCUUCAGCCUAUUGACACAUUGACAGCCGUAAAGUCUCAGCAAGUUAAGGAGAACAAUCCAUACUGUGGCAUUGAUUGCAAUGAUGUCGGAACAACUGACAUGCAAGAGCAGAAUGUGUUUGAGACAUUGAUUGGAAAGCAGCAGCAAAUUCUGCUGGCAACACAGGUUGUCAAAAUGAUUUUGAAGAUUGAUGAUGUGAUUGCCCCAUCAGAGUACUGAUAAGGUCUUUUGACUUCCACAUGGGUGUCCUAGUUCUAGUGUGUAAUGCUGUUGAUCAGAAGAGCGGCCAUUCUGUAUUUGCUGUUCAUUGGUUGGGGUUUUACCUGCCUUUUUUUCUUUGGGUAUUAGGUGUGCUGUUUGCUGUCAGACUAACUUUAUUUGCAUUUUAAACUAUUUUAUUCUCCUAAUCAUGGUUCUGCAGGUGGAUUUUGAA
Molecule: messenger RNA, 1945 nt
Organism: Dioscorea cayenensis subsp. rotundata (Guinea yam)
Lineage: Eukaryota; Viridiplantae; Streptophyta; Magnoliopsida; Dioscoreales; Dioscoreaceae
Product: T-complex protein 1 subunit epsilon-like
Biological process (GO): protein folding
Cellular component (GO): chaperonin-containing T-complex
Molecular function (GO): ATP-dependent protein folding chaperone; ATP hydrolysis activity; ATP binding
Source: RefSeq, a predicted model, not a curated record